Messenger RNA from Dentiscutata heterogama, 888 nucleotides. The record is from the annotation of a GenBank genome assembly. Lineage: Eukaryota; Fungi; Glomeromycota; Glomeromycetes; Diversisporales; Gigasporaceae.
AUGGAUUAUGAUAUGCAGGGUGCUCAGAACUAUGGCCCAGGACCACAAGGCUCUGGAUUUGGUGGCAAUGGUGGUGGAAAUAGUGGACAAGAGUACGUAGUUUUCGAUAGGUCCACUGAGGGGUUCUCUAAAGGCACUUUGGAUAGAUCUACUGCUGCAAAAUUGAAAUUAGAACACUUUUAUAAAGUUACUUUGGAUCAGGCAAGAGAACGUAACGACCGACGUAAUGAACUUGAAAAAAAGCUUGAAAGAGAGGACUGUUCGGAAGAACGAAAGAACAGGCAACUUCAGUCACUUGGACUGAUUGGUAAAGGCGCGUUCGGUGAGGUUAGACUUGUUCAAAAAACUGAUAAUGGGAAAAUAUAUGCUAUGAAGACGUUAAGAAAAGCAGAUAUGUUUAAGAAAGAUCAGUUGGCCCAUGUAAGAGCCGAACGCGAUGUUCUUGCCGAAUCAGAUUCUCCAUGGGUGGUUCAAUUAUAUUAUUCUUUCCAAGAUUCAUCAUAUCUUUAUCUUAUUAUGGAAUUUUUGCCUGGAGGUGACUUGAUGACCAUGCUGAUUAAAUACGACACUUUCUCGGAAGAUGUAACAAGAUUUUAUAUUGCUGAAUGCGUCUUGGCCAUUGAAGCAAUCCAUAAAUUAAAUUUCAUUCAUAGAGACAUUAAGCCUGAUAAUAUUUUGAUUGAUAAAGAUGGUCACAUCAAAUUAUCUGACUUCGGUCUUUCUACCGGCUUUCACCGAACACACGACUCUGCAUACUAUCAACGACUUUUGGAUGGGAAUCUCAAUAGUGGAGCUGGUCACAGACCAUUAGGCAGUGAGGCUAAUAUCAAUUUAACAUUGUCAAGUAAAGACAGAAUCGCUACAUGGAAAAAAAAUCGAAGAGCUUUG